Messenger RNA from Micropterus salmoides (largemouth bass), 3074 nucleotides. Its product is annotated as butyrophilin-like protein 10. The transcript has 8 exons. Lineage: Eukaryota; Metazoa; Chordata; Actinopteri; Centrarchiformes; Centrarchidae. The coding region runs from base 395 to 1342 and encodes 315 amino acids. The record is from RefSeq and is a predicted model, not a curated record.
UUCAGACACUGCUUUGGUCUCGGUGUUUUCAGCCAGAGUCAUUGAAUUCUCAAACACUGCUUUGGUCUCGGUGUUUUCAGCCAGAGUCAUUGAAUUCUCAAACACUGCUUUGGUCUCGGUGUUUUCAGCCAGAGUCAGUGAAUUCUCAAACACUGCUUUGGUCUCGGUGUUUUCAGCCACUAUUUAAGGUUGGACAAUCUGCCAUGGAGCUGUUGAAGUCGAGCCUCGGACGGUUGAAGUUUGUUCUCCUUUGUAUGUCGGCUGCUCACAGACCUGAAGCUCAGACCUUGAAGAGACAUAUAACAAGAUAUCUGGUUUAUUACCGCGGCUUUACCACCAACUUUCACGGAGCCCCCCCUCGUUUCAGUUUACCCGACAUAAGUUAUCCUCCCUGAUGUCUUGGACAACCAUGAAGCUUCUUCCUCUCGUGUGUCUCUGUCUCCUGACUCGGUCUGGAACAACGUUUGCUGAUGAACACGGGUCGGGUGUCGUCAGAGUGGUUGUGAAAGAAGGGAGUGACGCCAUUUUACCCUGUUCCCUCAGCACCAAGGAGAACGCUGAGUCAAAGCUCUUUGACUGGAAGAAAGAUGGUGGGAAGGAGGUUUUCUUUUAUGUUGGAGGCUUUCAUUAUAAUAACGGCCGUCCAGGUCAAGAUCAGCAGUUCAAAGGUCGCAUCUCACAUUUUCAAGAUGAGCUGAAGUACGGAAACGCCUCCAUCAUCAUCAGAAAAACAAAGGUGACCGACAGUGGAGACUACACCUGUGAUUUUCCACUUCUUCAGCCAAGACAAAUAUUAAAAAUUCAGCUUGUUGUUGAGCUCACCUUCAGAGACCGAUCAGGAGAAAUCACAGGAGCAUCUCCAGAGCCGUCUGUCAAGAUACUUAAUCAAACGCAGGACGUGGCCCUGCUGCAGUGUGACGUUCAAGGUGCUUCUCCAAAACCUACAGUAGAGUGGCAGGACAGUGCUGGAAAUAAACUUCCUGCUGAGGAGCCACAGGUCUCAGAAAGAGGAGGCAGCUUCUACAUCAUCUUCCAAACUACUGUGAAGAAGACCGACAACUAUCGCUGUGUAGCCACACAGGAGGAGAUCAAACAUCAGAUUUAUGCCGAGACCUACGUGUUUAUAAGCGAGAAACUGUUUGAGGACACGUGCAGCAGAGGGGACGUCACAGGAUGGUUUUUUAGUGGAUUCUCUUUAGGAGCUCUGGCAGUUCUAGCUUCACUUGUAGCUACAAAGUUCAUCACAGUACGCUGUAAUAAAGGAGCAGCUGUGAAGAGACAGAGAAACAGGAGAGAGACAGAGCGGUCUAAUGGAACCAGUGUUCUCCACCAGACUGUAUAAAGAAGUGGACGAAGCCUCCGUGACGCCACCUGCUGGUUUGUCAAGUCAGGUUUUAUUUAAAGUGCAAAAUCACCAAAAGACAUGGUCCCAGUACACAAAAUGCAUUGAAAUUAAAUAAAAUUAACCUUAAAAUACAGAAUGCAUGUAAUAAAAAAUACAAUCAGAAUAAAAUGUAAAGUAAAAUGAUAAAACGAUAAAAUUGAAUUAUAAUUUAAAGUUUGCUCAACACUGUCCGACUAACAGCUUUAUUAAACAGAAAAGUCUUUAGUCUAGCCUUAAAAGUGGUGAUGCGGUCCGAUUCCUGCACCCAAAUUGGAACCAGGUUCCAUAGUAGAGGCGCUUGAUAAGUAAAUGCUCUUUGCACUCUUAACGUUUCAGAGCCUGAAUUUGGAAUAUUGGCCGUCGCCAUCUUGUUUGUUUUUGUUUUUUUUAAAGCUCAUCAGGAGUUUACUGAGGUGAUAAAUCAAGUGAGAAGUCGGGUCAUAACAGUGAAGCUAAAGUCAUGUUUAAUGUUAAAAUGGCUUCGACAACUAACUUCAUGAAGUUUCUUCCUCUUGUGUGCCUCCUCGCUCGGUCUGGACAAACGUUUGGGGAUGAACAAGGUAAGAAAACUUCUUAAAGCUGUAACGUUACUCAUUUCACAUUGAUAGCGUUUGCCUUUUCUCUUUUUGGUCAGUUUCAUCGCCACGAGCACAAACCUGAAAACUCUGUUGGUAAACAUGGCGGUCGGGACGGUGUUACUUUGUGUAGCCUAACUUAUCCCAUAGACAGUAAGCCUAUGAGGUUAACAGCAGCUUACAGUUGUAGUGUAGCCACAGAGUUUCUGUAUAACAGCACCGUGCAGGGAAGGUGACAGAAGUGGUUAAUAUGCUCUGAGGGACGUUACAGCGCAGAAGUCGCGACAGCAGAUGCACGUUAGACUAAGAAACUUACGGGAAUCAAUGACAGGUAGACGGAGGGUGUGUCUCAGGUAUAUCAUCCACGCACUGCGUAAAAACGUUUCCAUGACAACACCAGCUUGCUCUUGUUAAAUUUAUUAAGAGAAAGGUUUAUCGCUAGUCACAUGACUGUUACUCGGAAGUACUGAGAGUAGCGCCAGAGAAGGCGAACUUUUAAGCUCCCGUCUGUUAUUCUACAGCUGGUCUACAAGGCGAACACGGUAAUAAUUAUUAAGUUAAUUAUUAAGCACUGUUUAAUGUUGUUUACAGGAAAAUGUGAGACACAUUGUAUCGGUCUGUAUAAGAAAUAAGAGACAGAGUAUAUAAACGUUGUUGUGGUGGUGCUUUGUGCUUGAAACGGUUUUGUUUAUCCUCUAGUUUUCACGGUGUUCUAUGAUACUUCAGAGGAGAAUAAAUGUGAACGUGGACAUCAGUAAGAGGCGUUUAUUAACUUGUUUAUAAACUGGUGUUUCAGAGUCAGUGAGGUGACAUGUAAAUGUGUUAUCUGAUGAACAGAAUGACUAAAAUAAACUUCUUCUUUCAGGGUCGGGUGUCGUCAGAGUGGUUGUGAAAGAAGGGAGUGACGCCAUUUUACCCUGUUCACUCAGCAACAAGCAGAACGCUGAGGAGAAACUCUUUGACUGGAAGAAAGAUGGUCAGAAGGAGAUUUUCUUCUAUGAUGCAGGAAUUCAUUCUAAUAACGGCCGUCCAGGUCAAGAUCAGCAGUUCAAAGGUCGCGUCUCACAUUUUCAAGAUGAGCUGAAGUACGGCAACGCCUCCAUCAUCAUCAGAAA